This is a messenger RNA of Dermacentor andersoni, 2562 nucleotides long. Lineage: Eukaryota; Metazoa; Arthropoda; Arachnida; Ixodida; Ixodidae. The record is from RefSeq and is a predicted model, not a curated record.
AUGAAUCCGCAAUAUCGUCGAAGAAAGCACCCUGCCGAAAGCUCUCCCAGCUUCGAUGAGUUCGGCAGCGGCUCGGAAGGCGAGGGCUACGCUGAGACAAGGUCUGCCAGCAUUCGCGGAGACACAGAUGCCCGGGAGAAUGCGCGGACGCUCCUGUCGCGUUCUGCGGACGUUACAGGGCGCACUUCCAGGAGCUACGGAAGCACAGCCGCUGACGCAAACACCGGAAGACCGCUGGCUCGACGAAGAACUCCGGUUAGCCGAUCACGGCACGAGUCCCCUGCCGCGACAUCCCGCGCACGUGAGCUCACUCCCCAAACACGUGACCGCAUCGCCACAUUGUCGCCCGCGGAUCGGAGGUACCCGACCAGGCACGCAUCGCCGAGACGGCUCACAGAGGUGCAUCGCUCCAACCGUAGUCCUGGGCGUGACGCAGGGCCUCGACUCGACCUGAAGCGAGCGCGGGGUACGUCCGCCAUUCCUGGUACCGGAAGCGGUGCCGGCCCUUCAGCGACCACGGCCAGGACUCCGUCCAUCCUGUCAUCACCUCGGAGGGCAGCGAGCAGGACCGAAGACUCUCAGGCGCGUCCAGCGCAGAGCGUCCGUUUCUCCAGGAUGAAGGACAAAAGGACACCCGGGAGCAAGGAACGAAGAGCCGAGACUGGAGUAUCGUCGAGAUCCGCCGUACCUGCCUCGACGAAGAGCUUCAUUCCCGCUAACCAAGAGUCUUCGGACGAUAGUUCUUCGUCCAGCAGGUCGAGCAGCUCGGAGCUGGAACUGAAGAAAAACAGAAGACGUGUGCAAGCUGGUGGAACGAGGCCCGCUAAACUGACGUCACCUGUAGGAAUCCCCGAGAGGCGCCAGUCGAACACCCCGAAAACACCGAGGAGGCGCAUUCCUCGAGAAAGUGCCACAACUAGCGGUCGCGAACGCCAGGCCAGUCACUCUGUACGCUACUCCUCCAGGAAACGUGUCGCGAGUGACGAUAGUAGCAGCUCCGGAAGCGAGUCUUCGACAUCAUCGAGCAGCAUCAGCUCGAGUUCAGUUGAACACAGCCGGGACGGCGCUACGAGCCAGCCAGACGAACCUCCUGAGGCCUGCGAAGCAUGUGGUCAGCAGACCGACUCCAUCGAGUGCGCCUGGGCCCAAGCGAACGCAAGCUACGUCCGCUUCUUCCCGGCCAGUGAAGACCGGCUUGCAAAACCACGCGUUAAAACCACGGACGCGUCCGUUUGCUACAUCCGACAACCGCGCGACGUUCGAAUCGCAGCCGCCACCAGAUCCGCUGCCACGAGCGACGCUUCCGGGACGGCGUCGAUCUCCGCGUCUCCUGCUCUCGACGCCAGUCGGCGACGUCACCGGGACGCCGGACCGGCCAGCUCGACGCCUUCCAUAGAACGGGUCUCCAGCGCCACCGAACCACCGGCGUCCGUCGUCGUCGUCCUUCCCGACGUCGCAGCAGACGGCUCCGAAGGCGUCGCGUCGACGGACGCUGCCUCUCUGACGAGCGUCGACCGGGAACGGUUUGCGGAGAAGGUCGCUCGCGUCCUGGAAAAGCUGUUGCCUCGAGAACGUCAAGUCGCCGCGGAGCCUCGUUGGACGACUCUCUCGGGUGAUCGAGAACGACGAGAGGUCGGUACCGAGACACCGGGCUUAACACACGCCACUACUACAAGCACUACAGGCGUAGUCGACAGCAGCGACACCGCAGGGCCGCCUCCCGAAGAAGACUGCGGUCAGAGCACCACUGGCGCGCCUCUGGUGGACGAGCUUGCCGAGCAGUCGGAGCCACCAUCUGAUUUGCAACGGCAGAAGCAGACCGAGACAGGGGAGACCACGGUGCCUCAGUGGAAAAGCUCCUCCGCUGAUGCGACCCCACUGACGUCAGGCGACUACGGGGCACGUGACACGGAACUUGCGACAAAGACCGAGCCUGCCACAACAGUGGCAACCGAACUGGAGCCGUCUUCGAGUUAUCUCGGUGUAGGCGUCGUUAUUCCACCAUCGAUGCCGACGGAGGAUAGCACCACCAAGCUGCAGACCCCAGCACCGCCUAUUGAAGAUAGAGAAGUCCCCACGAUAGAAUUCAGGUCUCAUCCUCAGCCCGACCGGUCCGUCACGGUUGAGCCGAGACGGGAGCCGCCGGCGGAAUCGCCGUUACCGGCCGUCGCGAGGACUCGGCUCUGGCAACCCUGGAUCCUGUGCUCGGCGGCGGGCGCCAUGAUACUCCUGCCGCUGGCCUUCGUUCUCGUGCCCUUGCUCACCUCGGCGGCCGCCGGCGGUGCCAGGCGACACGCCGUCUCGCACUCCUCGCACAACGGCACGGAACCGGACGGGCACGUCGUGACCGUCCGAAGGCAGGACGUGUACGUGGAAGACGCCGAUGCUCCAAUCUCGUGCAACGGCAGUGCAUCUAGGCAGCUGGAGAACGCAUCUGCUCUGACCGUCGCUGGAGCCUACAGCGCACCGUACAGGGGCGACUCCGUACCGAGGCCCCAGUUCCGGCCCGUGUUCUGCGUCUUCGACGCGGAGUAUCGCAAAGUGCUUUCCGAGAAGUCGUAG